CGGAAGCGUCCCUCCUGGCGCACCGGAAGUGUAGGCCUCGGAGCCUUUGGGAGGGUGUCACCGGCAGAGGCGUCCCCGGAAGUGCCUCUGCGAAAGUGGUCCGGGCGGGUUCUUAGUCGGGCGGUUCCCUGGCUGUGGAGUGAGGAACGUUUGCGGCCGGCCAUGGAGUGAAAAGGCGGCGGCGGAGGAGGAGGAAGCGGGCCUCAGGGCCAGGAGAGCGCCUGCUGGGCCGCUGCGAGCCGUUCCCCCCUCCACUUGCCUCCAGGCGUGAAGCCUUCCUGUUUUAUGCUGGGCAGAGAGGAAAGCAGCGCCCAUGAGGGAGUACAAAGUUGUGGUUCUUGGGAGUGGGGGGGUGGGCAAGUCGGCCCUCACCGUGCAGUUCGUCACCGGGACCUUCAUCGAGAAGUACGACCCCACCAUCGAAGACUUCUACCGGAAGGAGAUUGAAGUGGACUGCUCCCCGUCAGUGCUGGAAAUCCUGGAUACGGCAGGGACGGAACAGUUUGCCUCCAUGCGCGAUCUCUACAUUAAGAAUGGCCAGGGAUUCAUCCUAGUUUACAGUUUGGUCAACCAACAGUCCUUUCAGGACAUCAAGCCAAUGCGGGACCAAAUUGUGCGUGUGAAGCGAUACGAGAAGGUGCCCCUGAUCCUGGUGGGCAACAAGGUUGACCUGGAAUCGGAGCGGGAGGUCCUGUCCGCCGAGGGCCGGGCCUUGGCUCAGGAGUGGGGCUGCCCCUUCAUGGAGACCUCCGCCAAGAGCAAGACCAUGGUGGAUGAACUGUUUGCAGAGAUAGUGAGGCAAAUGAACUAUGCAUCCUUGCCGGAAAAGCAGGACCAGUGUUGCACAACCUGCGUCGUCCAGUGAGCGAGAGAAAGCAGGACCUCAAUCAUGGCCAUACAGAGCAGAUAAAACUCAGAGGAGAUUUGCACAGAUGCUGCUUUGGAGAACCCUUUUCCAGCCCAGGCUGCAAAACUGAGCCUCAAUCCGCCCUGUCUCUCUUUCGCGCCCGUUUCCAGGCAUCGAGUGCAAGGCAAACACUCAAAAAAGAGGGUGAGAGGCAACCGCGGAGGCCCUUUCCUCGGCCGGCGACAGAAAAACGCUUAGCAUGUUUACCAUACAUUUUGGAAUAUCUGUUCUUUCAAUCUCUUGAAUCCUUUCUUUUGGUUACUUGUUCUUAUUUUUAAGAAAUAGCUUUCUAAGUUCCUAUUAACGGCUAAUAUGCAGCGAUUUUUAAAAAAAUAUUUCUUUAAUUGAGUUCCAAAAAAACAAACACUUGUAUUUAUUAUUUAACUCUAAACUCAGUAUUACCUACUUAAAUGCCUUUUUUUAAAGAAGAAAUUAGCAACGGAGAAUAAGAAAUUGAGCCUUAAAACGAAUGGUUACUUCUGUAUAUUACCUCACAUCCGUGCUUGAUUUUUAUUUUGGUUUUUUUUUUUUUGGUUCAUUUGCAAUAGUCAAAAAUGGUUUUUCCUCUCAUCCCGAAAUGUCAUUGGUUGAAAUGUUUGGUGGGAGGGGGUGUUCUAGAUAAAGAGAGUUCAAGUUCGAUUUCGAGGGGUGUUCCAACCUCCCUUUUUGCAAAGCAGGGCCCAGCGAGUUGGGUUACGAUGCGUGUUCUCUGUUCUUCUACGGCAUUUAGAUCUCGGAAGGUUUUUAGAAAUGUCCGAUGCGCCUCUGAAACGGUUUUGUUUCGGAUGCUUAUUGACUUGGAAGUAACCCUUCGCUUUGCGUUUUGGAGCAUGGGUUUCCCCAAGAUGACAAUGUGAGCACAUGUCAAAUUUUUUCAAAAGGACUGUAUGGUUUUUAGUUCUUAAACAGAUACUUUUUAUUGAUAUUUCGGAGCAAUAUUUCUUUUGCUUGGUGCUCGUCUUGCACUGAAGGUUUCCCCCCCUAUUUUAUGCGCUUUCCUUUGCUGUUUGUUGUCUUGACGACAGUCACCCAAUGCGUCUCUCAGCCGUUGCCUUCUGCAGAAUUUCCCCGUUCUUUUAACUGGGUUUUUCUUUUAUUUUCUUUUGGUCUGGAUACUUGAAACUUCCACAAAUGCAGGAUUGAGGCCGAACAAAGAGGUUAUAAAUAGUUGCAGCGUUUGAGUUUGAUCUGGAAACCCAUGUCCUCCCAUCCACUAUGAAUUGCAGAUUUCAAGAGCCUGUCCCAAGCCAUUUGGACGCCAUUCUUUCAUUUUUAACACUCUGAUUUUCUUAAUGGAAACUCUAAACUCAGUAUGUGUCGGAACCCAGACGCCUCAAGACUCCUUUUCCUUCUUCUAACACCCAUACUAUCACUUGCAGUGUUACUAACAGGCUCUACUACAACAGUAUGACCCACGCCAGUGAUGGGCAACCUUUUGAGCUUGGUGUGUCAAAGUUCACCAAAAAGCAAGCAUUACUUGGGUGGGGUGUCACUGUUGCAUCCCAGAUCAGGAAACGAGACCAUAAGAUUAAAUCCACCACACUGGACUGUGGGAACAAACAAUCCUUUUUAUUGAUGAAAAAUGGUUACAAAAGAAAAGUAAAUGCAAAGUCAAAAAGCCACAGUAGAAACUCAGCAGUCAGGAAAAUCUCUGAACUAGAGCAAAAUUCCAAAAGCAAACAAUACAAAAACCUGGAACCUGUUAGCAUCUCACUAACCGUACUUGAAAACUUGAAAGCCUCUGGGAAUGCAGGCCAUGGGAAACGGGAAAUCUGCCAAGGUGUUGCCUCAGUCUAAACGAUGCUUGAUCUAACGAGACAGCUCGGAGAGAGGCCCCUUAAACUAAAGAAACUGUUCCUUGACACGCCUCCAGACUUGGAAGCCUGAGCCUCCCUUUCCCUUAAUCUACUUGACCUUCGCAGCCCCUGCGAUUCACUCCUGUUUUUCCAAAUCUGUUUCCUUCGAUCCUCAUUAAAAAACCCAGGUGUGAGUUCCUCCGGAGAGCUAUCACUGCUUGGUUCCAAAACAUUCUCAUCAGGAGAGUUAGUUUCAUUUUCCCCGGCACUGACCUCAGAAUUAACAGUUUCAAAACCAUCAGGGAAAGAUACAUGUUCAGAAGCCUGUUCAGUUGCAUCAGGAAAUACAAUCAGAGAAUCAGGUUCAGGUUCACACAGAGACAGGCUCAGGUUCACACGGAAGCUGAGCCCCAACAGUCACUUCGAGAGAAAAAAAACCCUAUAAUUUUGCGAUAUUUACAGUUUAAAUAACAAAAAUGAAUACUAGUAAUAAUAUAUGGCGGGAAAUUGCACCCAUAACUCAGACUCUCGCCUCUCCCAGCUCCCUCCUCCCCUCACUUUUCUCAGUAAUGAUGGUCACUUAGAAAUCCACAACACCCCAGAACAGUAAAUUGGAUGAUGGUUGCUGUGAUUAUGUGGUUGCUGGUGAUGGAGAUCACAAGGCCCCCAGAGAUGUGUCCCCCACGGCAUUCCGCCGCUCCCUGCUCCCUAAUGGCCUAACUGGAAGUUCCAGAACUAGAUGCUAAACUACUGCAAAUGUUUUAUCCUCGGCUUCUGCACCUGGCCAUGCAGGAGCCAAGGAUGAAAUGUCCUUCUUGGGAUGUAGACCCAAACUUCUCUGUCUGCAGCCGCGUGUCAUCAAAAAUGUCUACACGUGUCAGUACUGACACGCGUGUCAUAGGUUCGCCAUCACGGACCUACGCAAUACAUAGACAGAAAUUAUUUGGCCAUUAAGUGAUAUCGAUUGGCAACACUGCAUUGGCAACAAAAACUAGAAUUUUUGUUUGAAGGGAGACAACUCUACAUCCGAAAAGAGAGACAUAACAGCAUAAUGGUUGUCUCCAUUGAGUCCUAGUAAAUAUUAGUAAAUAUUAUGGUCAUUGAGUGAUAUUGAUCGGCCCAGUGAUUGUCAACACUGCAUUGGCAACAAAAACUAGAAUUUUCAUUUGAAGGGAGACAACUUUACAUCUGAAAAGAGAGACAUAACAGCAUAACGGUUGUCUCCAUUGAGUCCUAGUAAAAACUAGUAAAUAUUAUAGUUGUUAAGUGAUACCGAUUGGCCCAACAAUAACUGAGAAUGCAUUGGCUAGAGUUUUUGUUUGAAAGGAGAUAACUUUACAUCUCAAAAGAGAGAUGUAACAGCAUAACGGUUGUCUCCAUUGAGUCUUAGUAAAUAUUAUGGUCAUUGAGUGAUAUCGAUCGGCUCCGUGAUUGGCAAUUUCAUUGGCAACAAAAACUAGAAUUUUCGUUUGAACGGAGACAACUAUACAUCCGAAAAGAAAGACGUAACAGCAUAACGGUUGUCUCCAUUGAGUCCUAGUAAAAACUAGUAAAUAUUAUAGUUGUUAAGUGAUACUGAUUGGCCCAAUGAUAACUGAGAAUGCAUUGGCAGCAAAAGCUAGAGUUUUCUUUGAAAGGAAGUAAACUUUACAUCUCAAAAGAGAGAUGUAACAGCAUAACGGUUGUCUCCAUUGAGUCCUAGUCAAUACUAGUAAAUAUUAUGGUCAUUGAGUGAUAUCAAUCGGCCCAGUGAUUGGCAACACUGCAUUGGCAACAAAAACUAGAGUUUUUGUUUGAAGGGAGGCAACUUUACACCUCAAAAGAGAGAUGCAACAGCAUAACAGUUGUCUCCAUUGAGUCCUAGUAAAUACUAGUAAAUAUUAUGGUCAUUUAGUGAUAUCGAUUGGCCCAGUGAUUAGCAACACUGCAUUGGCUAUAAAGUGAUAUUGAUUAGCCGAAUGAUAGCCCAGAAUGCAUUGGCAACAAAAGCUAGAGUUUUUGUUUGAAGAGAAGCAACUUUACAUCCGAAAAGAGAGAAGUAACUGCAUCUCAGUUGUCUCCAUUGAGUCCUAGUGAAUACUAGUAAAUAUGAUGGCUAUAAAGUGAUAUUGAUUAGCUGAGUGAUAUCCCAGAAUGCAUUGGCAACAAAAGCUAGAGUUUUUGUUUGAAGGAAGACAACUCUACAUCCGAAAAGAGAGACGUAACCCCAUAACGGUUGUCCCCAUUGAGUCCUCGUAAAUACUAGUAAAUAUUAACUUCUGGCUUCCCAGAUUGGAAAUCUUUCAAGUUUGGUUUGCACUUUAAUAGAAGACGCCCAACUGAAGAUUGUUUCCAAACCCGGCCUGGCCGUGAAAGAUGCGCCAAUGGGACCCAGAAUUCAAAUUGUCCAAUUUCCAUGAUUAAAAUUGUGUUCAAAUUCCAUUUUGAGUCAAUGCCUGUUUUAAAAGGAAAGGCUGAAAUAAGGGACCAAAAAUGUUCAGUGGUAAAUGGUUGCUUUUACAUCAUUUAACAAUGAGAUGCAAAUCUGCAAAGGUGUCUUUUUGGCACGUGAGGAUCGCAUCCUUCGCUUGGGAGAGGCUCUUCAAAUAAAGGCCAUUUUCAGGUUUUUCCAGGCCUUUUAUUGGCUGGAGUUGGAGCGAUUUAGGGAGGCUGAGAUGGACCCAGAAGGGUUGUUUUUCCCCUUUUCCGGGUGCAAAGCGAGGCAAGUCAGACCUAACUCUGGGCCCCGAUUCUCCGCUCAUAGCACACGGCUCUUGCUGUCGAGACACCACUCACAGGCCCCCCAAAACAAUACCGCCCUUCUUGUAUCCAAUGUACUGUAUGUCCUUUUCACCAAUGAGAAAUGUUUGGAGACAAAAUCCGGGCACGGAUCAAAGAGCAAAAAAAGCAGAGCAAAGGAUGCCUUGCAAAGGUUGGAAAAGGCCGCCUCUUAACUCCAUCCACCUGGUUUUCAUUGGUUCUUCUUUUGUAAGACAAGCCUAUGGUCCACCUGUUUAUAACUUUUUUAAUAAAAUAGAUACCUGUAUUACCAAA
Anolis sagrei ordinatus is the source of this 5736-nucleotide messenger RNA. RefSeq names its product RAP2C, member of RAS oncogene family (gene RAP2C). Gene Ontology annotation, biological process: Rap protein signal transduction; negative regulation of cell migration. Gene Ontology annotation, cellular component: plasma membrane. The record is from RefSeq and is a predicted model, not a curated record. Lineage: Eukaryota; Metazoa; Chordata; Lepidosauria; Squamata; Anolidae. Gene Ontology annotation, molecular function: GDP binding; GTPase activity; GTP binding.